AUGAGCAGGCGCAAGGGAAAGGUCGCAGUCGCUCGAGAUGAGGAGGAAGCCCUGGCUGAGCUGAGCAGCAAGCAAGUCGAAGCUCUUUUCGAUGCCUAUCGACGAGCCACGACGACUCAAGAUGACGCGCGACCCUCCAAGCGUGCUCGGCUGAACGGAGAGACGCCUCACGAGACUGCUCAGAUGGGAGCAGGAGGCUUCAUACUCGAAGACGAUGAGCCAUCUGCGGGCGGCUUCAUCCAAGAAGAGGACGAAUCCCCGAAUCUCGCGACAAUGUCACGGGACGAGCUUGACGAUUGGAUCGACGUCAAGGACAUCCCGCGAGCACUCAGAUGGCUCCACCUCGUAGAUGAUGACGACAUCAUGGACAUGUUUCUCAGUGUGGCAGAGGAAGACAUCGAACCGGAUCGCCAGCUAGUCUCUCGGCUCGACUUUAUGCGCGCCGCGAGUAUCUUGCUCUUCAAUAGAGCUCCCUCAGAGGAUGGCGGACGAUCUGAAAGAGGCGAUGCUCAAGAUGUCUCCCCGCCUAGUGCAUUGCGGCGACGGCGACGUCCUGCCAUUGUAGAGACAGACUCGAGUGGUGAUGAUGAUGGCGAUGAAGCCUUUGUUGCACCCGACUCGGAUGAUGUGCAAGAUGACGAUGCCUUCGAUCCUGAUGCCCACACCAAGCCGAACGAGCUCAAACGUGUCAGCGCGAAUGGGAAAGGUCGGCCGGUCUCUGCAGAAAGACAAGCACAGGUUGCGAGUCUCUUUGAUUUGUUCAAGCCUUAUCGAACUCACAAAGACGAGCAAGCCGUCACCUUUGGCAAUAUCCGGGCAGCCGCAGACUCGGUCAAUGUGGAGCUCAAAGAUGAGGAUAUCAACGAGAUGAUCGAGUACGCUUCGAGUGCAAAGAACGACGAGGUCACGCUUGAAGAUUUCAUACGUAUCGCAAGAGAGACCCGGCUUGUCAAGAUGUCGCUGGCACCGCCGGCAGACGAAGUGCCUCUGCUGGACAAAGGGGAGCCAUGCAUGGAAGUGCACCCCAAGAUAUGCUCGCUCAUCGUCCGACGCAUCAAAGCCCUCACGCUCGAGCUGUUACCCAUCGAAGUCAGCCUGGACGACUUGACUGAUCCCACGUCGAGCAUCAUCACGUCCGACGUCGUCAAAGCCUAUGCCCUGAUUGGCGGUGACUUUGCAGACUGCGUGCCUUACUGCCUGCUCACUGCAAGGGCGAGUUUCACGAGGGAUGCGUUCAUCCAGCCUGCGGAUUAUGAUGAGAACUGGGGCAGACGACUGGCCUGCGAGGUCAUUGCAAGGAGACUCGUCACGAGCCUCCCUCGAUCUCGGCAGCACAUCGUGCUUUCGACACGGUACAGUCACAUCGAACGCGAUGGCGAUCAGAGCUUGCACAGUAGCGCCAUUGAAGUGGCAGUCGAUACAAAGUGUGUCUUCUUCCUCUCGUCCGCCGAAUCUCAGCGAACCAUCUUUGCCUUGUGGAAGGGCCAUCUCAUCCAAGCCGUCGACACGCGAGGCCAUGUGGUCUACAAGAUCUAUCACAACGCCAUGAAGCCUGCCUUUCUCGAUCACCUCGACUCGACGAGGUUAGGCGUGCCAAAGUAUCAGUCAUGGGCAAAGCAAUUUCUCUGGCUCGUCUUCCUCAUCUGCUACACCAUCGCCAUUCGGACGCCGCAACGCGAGUUCGGCAUCGAGGAUGUUAUCCUCUACGUCCAAUUACUAGGAUACGCUGUCGAAGACAUCGUCCGGGUGGCCAAAGUACGCAGUGCUGCCGCGAUCGACUUUUGGAUGACGAUCAAUAUCGUCAACUAUGGCCUCCUGACAACUGCAUUCCUGUACCGUAUCGCCGACCAGUCGACCUCUGAUCCGGACAAGACAACCCAACUACGCACACUGAGCUUCUCGUUCCUGUCCUGCGCCGCGCCAUUCAUCUGGAUGAAACUGCUGGCGGUUUUUGACGUCUUUACCUACUUUGGUAUCCUACAAGUCGUGGUAUGGCGAAUGCUCAAGGAGUCGCUCGUCUUCUUCACGCUGCUGUCUGUCAUCGCUGUCGGGUUCGCCCAAGCACUCACCGGUCUCGAUGCGGCCGACAAUACCCGCGACGAGACUGCAAACGUACUCCAUUCACUCUUGCAAGCACUACUGGGAUCUCCCGAUUUCGAACACUAUUCAUCUGGCGAUUUCGGCAUGAGCCUUUACUAUCUGUACAACAUCGCCGUCUCACUCUUGCUGCUCAACGUCCUCAUCGCUCUCUUCGGUACAGCCUACUCGCAAGUCACAGACGAAGCGAUACCGCAGUACAUGGCCUUUUUUGCACGCAAAGUCGUCACGCAGGUUCGCGCACCGGACGAAUUUGUCUACGUCGCCCCCUUCAAUCUGCUCGAGAUCUUCGUCAUUCCUCUGAGCUACAUCGUCAGCAAGGAACGGUACGCGAAGAUCAAUAGAGCGAUAUUGACGACACUGUUCUGCAUUCCGCUCUGUAUGAUAGCAUGGUACGAGAGUCGAUACGAUGCCGCACUCGUUGCAAGGCAACAUGAAGCACUCGAUGAGCCCGAUGACGACUAUGAAGAGGAUCCGGAGAUGGAUAGCUCCCUGCCAGAGCUGUCUGACAAUUACACGGCAGAUACUGCCCGAGAGGCAACCGAUCCCGGGCUCAAGAUUAGCAAAGUCUCAUACGCUGAAUUGAAAGCGAAGUUGCCAGACAUCAAGUCGUCGUCGAUCUCAAAGAUACAGUACGAGCUCAAGGAGCUUCGUCAAGAAGUGAAAGCGAUGCGCGAGCGCAAAUGA
Messenger RNA from Mixia osmundae IAM 14324, 2784 nucleotides. RefSeq lists its product as uncharacterized. NCBI's taxonomy places the organism in Eukaryota, Fungi, Basidiomycota, Mixiomycetes, Mixiales, Mixiaceae. The record is from RefSeq and is a predicted model, not a curated record. The transcript is spliced from 6 exons. Bases 1 to 2784 code for a protein of 927 amino acids.